This is a messenger RNA of Syngnathoides biaculeatus (alligator pipefish), 3647 nucleotides long. RefSeq names its product integrin beta-1-like. Gene Ontology annotation, biological process: integrin-mediated signaling pathway; cell-matrix adhesion; cell adhesion mediated by integrin. Gene Ontology annotation, cellular component: integrin complex; cell surface; focal adhesion. The transcript is spliced from 15 exons. NCBI's taxonomy places the organism in Eukaryota, Metazoa, Chordata, Actinopteri, Syngnathiformes, Syngnathidae. The coding region runs from base 424 to 2823 and encodes 799 amino acids. Gene Ontology annotation, molecular function: collagen binding involved in cell-matrix adhesion; C-X3-C chemokine binding; fibronectin binding. The record is from RefSeq and is a predicted model, not a curated record.
CGUCGUUUUUUUUCCUGGUGGGUGGGUGGGGUGUGUCAAUGGUAACUGCCCCCGAAUAAGAAAGAGGUUCGUUUGUUUAGUUGAGUUCGAGUGGUGCGUGGGGCAUCUCAUGAAAAGUCAGCCAAGGAAACGGAGGUGCAGUGUCCGAUUAACCGAUGAAGCCUCCUGUUCGCUUGACUUUCGUGACCUACGAGGACUAAUUAUUAGUGCCAAAACAAGACAAAAAGUACCCCAAAGCUGUGGAAAAGUUGCCUGACUGAAAAAAGCAAGCGAAGCCUGGUGACGUUUUUUUUCUUUCUUUACCCAGCGAGCUGUUGCCUCACUACUUGCUCGUUCAUUGGGCUUCUUUUGUGGGAUAAAAUAAGCCUUUCUGUUGGACUACUAAGUUUUAUUUUUUUAAACUCUACUGGAACUAUCUACGAGAUGGAUCUGCGGCUAAUUGUGCUUGCAGCCUUGUUAGCACUGUUGAGCUUCAGCCAAGCGCAACAAGAGGGAAGUGUAUGCAUCAAAGCCAACGCUCAGUCAUGCGGUCAGUGUAUCCAAGUGGCCGAGUCAUGUGGAUGGUGCACGGAUGAGGACUUCCUCGCCGUGGGUGAGUCAAAGUCUGCUCGCUGUGACGAUAUUGAGUCUCUGAAGACCAGGAAGUGCAACGUGGCCAAAAUUGAGAACCCUCGCGGUAGCAUUGUGAUCAACAAGAACAAACCUGUCACUAACCGCAAGAAAGAUGAGACGGACAAGCCCAAACCAGAGCAGAUUACGCAGAUCCAGCCUCAGAAACUCACUCUCACCCUCAGAUCUGGUGAGCCACAGACUUUUGAUCUGACGUUCAAGCGAGCUGAGGACUACCCCAUAGACCUGUACUACUUGAUGGACCUAUCUUUCUCCAUGAAGGAUGAUUUGGACAACGUCAAGAAUCUUGGCACACAACUUAUGAGGGAAAUGCAGACCAUCACCUCAGACUUUAGGAUUGGGUUCGGCUCAUUCGUGGAAAAGACAGUGAUGCCGUACAUCAGCACCACUCCGGCGCGCUACAAGAACCCGUGCACAGGCAACCAGAACUGCACUAGCCCCUUCAGUUACAAGAAUGUGCUGAAGCUGACCAACAAGGGUGACCAGUUCAAUCGGCUGGUCAGCCAGCAGCAGAUCUCAGGAAACCUGGAUUCUCCCGAGGGAGGCUUUGACGCCAUCAUGCAGGUGGCUGUGUGCGAGGAACAGAUCGGCUGGAGGAACGUCACCCGCCUCCUCGUCUUCUCCACGGAUGCAGGAUUCCACUUUGCAGGGGAUGGAAAACUGGGUGGUAUUGUGCUUCCCAAUGAUGGGAAAUGUCACCUGGAGAACAACAUGUACACCAUGAGUCACUACUAUGACUACCCCUCCAUUGCCCAUUUAGUGCAGAAACUUAGCGACCACAACAUCCAGACUAUCUUUGCCGUCACAGAGGAAUUCCAACCAGUUUACAAGGAGCUGAAAAAUCUGAUUCCCAAAUCAGCUGUGGGAACACUGUCAUCCAAUUCCAGCAACGUCAUCAAACUCAUCAUUGAUGCUUACAAUUCAUUGUCGUCCGAAGUCAUUCUGGAAAAUGGCAGGCUUCCGGAAGGCGUUUCCAUCACAUACAAGUCCAUCUGUAAGAAUGGUGUGGAAGGGACCGGUGAAAACGGCAGGAAGUGCUCCAACAUCUCAAUAGGAGAUGAGGUAACCUUCAAGAUCUCCAUAGAAUCUCAGAAGUGUCCAUCACAUGGCAAGUCAGAGAGCAUCAAGAUCAAACCACUGGGCUUCACUGAGGAGGUGGAGGUUGUCCUCAACUUCAUCUGCGAGUGUCAGUGCUCGGCACAGGGAGAGCCCAACAGCUUAAAGUGUGAUGAAGGUCACGGCACCUUUGAGUGCGGUGCCUGCAAGUGCAAUGAGGGUCGCAUUGGGCGUCUAUGCGAGUGUAGCACGGAUGAGGUUCGUACGGAGGAUCUGGAUGCCAACUGCCGCAAGGAUAAUGGCACAGACAUCUGCAGCAACAACGGUGACUGCGUUUGUGGAACCUGUGAGUGUAAGAAAAGAGAGAACGCCGCUGAGAUCUAUAGUGGAAAGUACUGCGAGUGCGACAACUUCAACUGCGACCGCUCCAACAACAAGCUCUGCGGAGGCCACGGUCGUUGCGAGUGCCGUGUGUGCAUUUGUGACGACAACUACACGGGCAGUGCGUGCGACUGCUCCCUGGACACCUCCACCUGCCUGGCCAAAAAUGGACAGAUCUGCAAUGGACGGGGAACCUGCGAGUGUGGAGUCUGCAAAUGUACCAACCCAAAGUUCCAGGGACCCACUUGUGAGAUCUGCCCCACCUGCCCCGGGGUCUGCGCGGAGCACAAGGAGUGUGUGCAGUGCCAGGCUUUCCAGGCGGGUGAGAAAAAGGACACGUGUGAGCGCGACUGCAGCGACUUUAUGCUGAGAAAGGUGAAAGAGCGCAAGGAUCUUCCUCAGCCCACCGACCAGAGCUUCCCCCUCACACACUGCAAGGAAAGAGAUGCCAACGACUGUUGGUUCUACUACACCUUUGCCAUCAGGAAUGACACCAAGGAGGUUUAUGUCGUCGAGAUGCUGGAAUGCCCAGCGGGUCCUGACAUCAUCCCAAUUGUUGCUGGAGUGGUCGCCGGUAUUGUGUUAAUCGGACUGGCCCUGCUGCUCAUCCUCAAGCUUCUCAUGAUCAUCCACGACCGCCGAGAGUUCGCCAAGUUUGAGAAGGAGAAAAUGAACGCCAAGUGGGACACGGGUGAGAAUCCCAUCUACAAGAGUGCCGUUACCACUGUGGUUAAUCCGAAAUACGAAGGUAAAUAAUGGAGUGUCUUUGUCUCCGCCAAGGAAACACUGUAUAAAUAUAAGAUCUGGGCUCUGUGCAGGGGAGUUGUGGGGUUUUUCAUGUUGUCACUGAUUUUGUGCCACUAUCGCUCUUAUUUUACUAUGCAUCAAUGUGUACAGUCUUUUUUUUUUUUCUUAAAGUGGGCUUUCAUUCUGUUUUCAUUAGAUGAGGUACUGAUUUUUUUGUGUGUAAAUUUGGUACCUAAUAGCCUACCUUUUUUUUGUAUGUUCAAUAAAGCCAAGCCAACAGUGUUUUAUGGGAUUAUAUUAAAAAAAAAAAAAGAGAGAGAAAAGAUCAAGAAAAGGUGUACAAAGUGCCAUGUAAGUGCGUAGAGCAUGUCGUCCCUUUGUGGAGGUGACGAAUUGUGUCCGGUGUGUUUGGGUUUUGAGUAAAAAGCCAUAUUCAUUGAACUCGCAGGGUGCUAGAUUUAGUUUGGUUCGUUAGUUGACAGAUUGAUCCAUUGGAACAAUCAGUUUAAACUAAAAUAUCAGUGUACGUUUUUUUUUUUUUUUAGUACUUGUUUUAGUUGUAAAGCCAACUCAGGUCCUUAACUUCUCUUCACAGCAUUGCCAAAUAUACACACAAACACCAUUUUUUAAAAACUCAUUUUCUUAUUGUUGUCAAAGAAAGGAAUGCAGACAGUGGAUAGUGAAGAUAAUUAGGUUUUUUUUAAUAACAUUUGUUCAGGUAUAAAGGUUUCUCUCCAUGACACCUGUUUUAAGUGUCUUUUUGAGGGGGGGACAUCCACAAUGCAUUUGUGUGUUUCAGAAAUUAUUUAUUGAAUAAAAAAAAAUGAAAUGUA